This is a messenger RNA of Acomys russatus (golden spiny mouse), 1940 nucleotides long. RefSeq names its product MTOR associated protein, eak-7 homolog (gene Meak7). The transcript has 8 exons. Lineage: Eukaryota; Metazoa; Chordata; Mammalia; Rodentia; Muridae. The record is from RefSeq and is a predicted model, not a curated record. Bases 294 to 1694 code for a protein of 466 amino acids. Gene Ontology annotation, biological process: TOR signaling.
ACCCCUGGUGUCAUUUUUUCGAGCUACAAUUUCAAACAGCAAAGCUUCUGUUACUGUGGGCUUGGGAGGAGUUGCCAUGCGCGGCUCGGACGGUGGACUUCUCAGGAAGCCUCUGCCCGUCAGUGGGGGCAACACUGCUGAGAAUUCUGGAGCUUCCCUGCACCCAGCCUCAGUUGUGACUGUCACCAGCACCAGAAAAGGCCCGGUAGGGCUGACAGGACGCUAUUCCACUCCUGGGGACAAGACCGGUUGGCAUCUGCUUCUCUGUGUCUAAUGCUCCACUGGCCAGUAAGAUGGACUUCAGGAGAGAGCUCCAGAGAGCGGACAAGAUGGGGAACGCUAAGAGCCUGUCGGACCAGAAGUCACACGCAAAGUUCUCGCCUGAGGAGCAGGCUGAGGUGGACAGGCUGUUUGAUGCUCUGUCAUCUCAUAAAGGCGGCUUAGCAAUGGGGACAUUCUCUCUGGAGGCACUGAAGAGCCAUGUCAAGGAGGCUCUUCCCCACGCGAUGGUCACCAGACUAUUUAACGGCAUGUGGAAGGUCAAGGCCACCCACAAGGUCCCCGUGGGCCAGAGGCAUGUUUCCCGGGAGCAGUUCACAGCGUUCCUGGCCCACCUGUUGAAAGGAAGCUUUGAGGAGAAGGGCCAUGUGGUGAUGCUAAUGCUCUCAGCUGCGGAGGGGCCUGUGAAGGCCAGAGACGUCCAGAAGUUCACAGAGGACCUGGUGGCCUCUUUUGUGCACGUGCUGACCCGCCAGCGUGAGCUUCGAGGCUGGACGUCGAGGAAACCCGCUGUGCCCCCGGCUAGCAUGCAGGCAAUGACUGCCCAGCUGCUGUCAGAAAUGAAAUUUCAAGAUGGCCACAAGUUUCUGGGCUCUCAGUCCCUGGACCAAGUGUGCGACCAAGCCGUGAUCCAGGACUGGGUGUUCCAUGUCCCUCACGUGGGGGUGUUUCUGAGUGUGGUGGUCCACAGGGGCCUCCACCUCCUGAGCUCACCCCUUGACCUUUCCACGCUGGUCCCCAAGUGCCAGGUGGACCAAGGGAGGCCGUUUGAGAGCAUUCUGGACGUGCUGUCUGUCAUCUACCUCAACUCCCACCUGGCAGCAGAGCAUCGGCAAUCCUGGCGCCUGCUGUUCUCCACACAGCUCCACGGGCAGAGCUUCUCACAGCUGUGCAGCCAUAUCACGUACCAGGGGCCCUGCCUGGUUGUCCUCGAGGAUAGAGAUGGCUACAUCUUUGGUGGCUUCGCCUCCUGCUCUUGGGAGGUGAAGCCUCAGUUCCAAGGGGACAACAAAUGCUUCCUGUUCUCUGUCAUCCCCAGCAUGGCCACGUACAUACCCACAGGUUACAAUGACCACUUCAUGUACUUGAAUCAGGGACAGCAGACCAUGCCCAACGGACUGGGCAUGGGCGGGCAGCACGGUUACUUUGGGCUUUGGGUGGAUGCCGACUUCGGGAAAGGACAUAGCAAGGCAAAGCCCACAUGCACCACCUAUAACAGCCCACAGCUGUCUGCCCAGGAGGAAUUCCAGUUUGAUAAGAUGGAGGUGUGGGGACUUGGCGACUUCUCAGACACUCGUAACAAGAAGAGCAUCCUUGACUCAAACCCUGAAGCCCACAUCUUGUUGGAGAUCAGUGGACGGACUCGUCACAGUGAAGGACUUCGAGAAGUCCCGGAGGAUGCUGACGAGGAUUGAAGCACCUGGACCGUGGGCUUCCUGGAGCAAGGGCGGGGACUCCUCAGGGAUGCAAUGCACACAGCACCCAGAUUACUCACUGCUGGGUAAGGAGAGCUCUUCAGACCCUCCGCCCUCACUCUGGCUUAGCUUCAACACAGAGCCACACGGUCACACCCAGGCCAUCGUGGACAUACUUAAUCAGAACACAGCCCUGCCAUAUCCCUUGGAAGCUAUCACUGAUGGACGUCGCCUCCCAAGGGUCCU